Molecule: messenger RNA, 2598 nt
Organism: Brassica napus (rape)
Lineage: Eukaryota; Viridiplantae; Streptophyta; Magnoliopsida; Brassicales; Brassicaceae
Exons: 6
Coding region: 1-2598 (865 amino acids)
Biological process (GO): proteolysis
Molecular function (GO): cysteine-type peptidase activity
Source: RefSeq, a predicted model, not a curated record
AUGGUGUCGGUGCGUCUAGUUGAUUGUCCGGAUUCACCGGAUGUGCAACAGUCGAAGUCGAUUCCUCAGAUGAUGUUUGCUGCCGGUGAAGAACCAGUUGGUGUUCGCGUCCUUACCUAUCAAUCAUCUGGCGCUAUUGAACGGAUUUUAGAUACGUUACAUGAGGAGGAAAUUGAUUUCAUCAAGGCCUCUGCUUUUGGCAAAAUCGUGGAGAUUGCGGAGAAACCUGUAUUUUCGGGUCGUUUUGCCCGUUAUCUUCUAUCAAGGCAGCUGAAAACGAAGAAAAAGCACGAAGCAUGGUUCCGUUUUGCCGGUCAUCCGGUUAGGUUUUCGUUACGAGAGUUUGCGCUUGUCACCGGAUUACCAUGUGGGAAGUUUCCGAAGAGAUCUAAGCAGAAGCUAAGGGAAACUAUAGCUGAGAAACCUUAUUGGCCGUCGUUGUUUGGGAAAAGUGAUGUUGUAACCGUUGCUUCUGUUCUCAAGAUGCUCCGGAGGAGAACUGUUACGGACAAAGAAAUUCGUAUUAAAUUUGCCUGCCUGGCUAUCCUGGAGUCUGUUCUGCUCCCCACAAGUCUGAAGAUGAAGAUUUGUAUAGAACAUGCAGAAGCUAUAAAAGAUAUUGAUGAAUUUUUUGCAUAUCCUUGGGGAGGAUUGGCGUUUGACUUGCUUAUGCGUAGUAUAAAAGAGAGAGAUGAGGUGGCGUUGUCGCAAGACAACAUUGCUGUCAAAGGCUUCGCUCUUGCCUUACAACUGGUAUUGGUUGAAGCUGUCCCUGCUCUCACUGAAGUUGUCCAAGAAACAUGUUCUUCAUCCGAAAGCGAUAGCGAAGAUGAUGGUCUUGAUCCGGGUGGUAAAUUUGGCAAAAAACAAACACUUAAUCCUUCGCAUGCGCGCAAUGUUGACAAGAAAAGGGAUGUUGUCGUUACAAGUAUUUUGGAAGAUUUAGAGCGCCGUUUGGACGAUUCAGCUCUAACCUGGUCUGAUGAAGAGGAUGAUGACACAGUUGAUAACAUGGUUGAUCUCAUAAACGCCAAUCAUAGUUUUCAACUGUCUCUAUAUGUCGGGGGUCUAACUAAAGCUGAUGUUGAUCGUAUGAGAGAAGCUUCCCCUCCAGCUACUAAGGCUAAGAGAUCCAGAAAACAUCUGAAAAAUCCUCUAUCCGAUGAUCAAACUAGUAUUGCGUCUUUUGUUAUAGGGAAAGUGCAACCUCAACUUGAUGUAAUGGGCAAUACCAUUAAGCAGUCCUCCUCAACGCUGGCGUCUAUUGAGGGAACGGUUAUUACGCGUGUUGAGUCCGUCUUGAAGAAAUUCAAAGCAGAAUGUCUUGGAGCUGUUGAGUCAAUGGUUGCAGUGUUGUGCAAAGAUUAUACCCGACAUCCAAAUGGUUCCGGCGUGAACGCCGGUGGUAGCCAAAAUGCAGUGUCUGCUUCGGGUAUCGUUAGAAGUCCCGUUGAACAAGCAAACGACAAUACUAUCAAUAAUGUUAUGCAGAAUAUAAGUGCUUAUUCUACUCCUCCAGCAUCUCCUCAUAAUAGUCAUCUAAGCCGUUUGUGUAAUGGUUUUUUACAUGUCGCAGCUAAUCCAGAUAACGAGAGUGCUGCCAUGUCUGCCCAAAGUCAGAAUCAUUGUAGGCAGAAGAACAUCCGUCAAUCUCUGGAAGCUGUUGUGACUCUGUCGCCUAUAUCUAACACCAAUGUUCCUGACAAUAUUGUCGAUCCCCAAUCUUCACGUAAAAGUAAGUGUCAUAAGACAGUUCCGUCUGCCCUUCUAGAAGAUUACCAUUGCGGUCCACAUAUUCUAUCACGAAUGCGGCGUGCAGACAAGGUUGUAUUUGUUAGAUAUGACAAAUUCGAGAUGGAGAGGAAGUUUGUCCGUCUAUCUGAAAAGCUGAAAGGAAAUGUUGUUAUUAACGUUGCUGGAUUAUCUGUUUCUUCACGUGAACUUCUCCUCAUGGCCGAAAGACCCCGUCUUUUAUCUUCAAAGGUUGUUGAUAUAUUGAUCAGGCUUGUGCGCUACGUCGUAUCAGGACAGCCGUGUACCGAAGGUGUCAAUAGAUAUGAAUUUCUUGAUACCAAAUUUGGAGCAUCCAUUGUGAGGAACUAUCCCAAGUUUUCCAUGAGUAAGAAAAAGGACUCCUACCCGUUUCCCAAAGGCUUAAUGGACUAUUUUGGCAAUAAAGGUGUUUCUUCAACUUAUCCAAUUCGGUAUUACUUUCCAUUCUUGAUUGAAAAAAAACAUUGGAUUGGUGUCUGCUUUGACACUUCUAAGGGCCACCUGCAUGUGUUUGACUCCAAUAUGUCUUUCACGAAAGAAGCAACAAUGGCCAGAAAUCUAACUCCUCUCCUCCAAAUGUUACCAUAUUUGGCAAGACGUAUCUGUCAAGAUAUGUGCGGGGAUGGGUUGGCUUAUAGGUUUGAUCGGCCCAAAGGUGUAACUCAAAUUACUAAUCCAUCUGACUCUGGUUUAAUGGUUGUGCUGUUAAUGGUCACACAUGCUGUUCAUGGAAACGAAGCAUGUAGCAAUGUCACUUCCUCCUGUCUUGCUGACGAAGGCAAGAGUGCUGCAAUAUUGGCUUACGAGUUGAAAGAGGAGCUGUAG